Molecule: messenger RNA, 1605 nt
Organism: Oppia nitens
Lineage: Eukaryota; Metazoa; Arthropoda; Arachnida; Sarcoptiformes; Oppiidae
Product: pancreatic lipase-related protein 2-like
Exons: 9
Coding region: 1-1605 (534 amino acids)
Biological process (GO): lipid metabolic process
Molecular function (GO): lipase activity; carboxylic ester hydrolase activity
Source: RefSeq, a predicted model, not a curated record
AUGGUAUUUAUUAUACUUCAAGUUACUCAAAAAACAGUUGCAAAAAGAAAUUGUGCAAGACAAACAUGUUUUAGUAAUUUAGGUUGUUUUUCAAGCUAUACAAGCAAUCAAAAUAAUAAGGCAUGGAUUAAAAAUAAUACAAAUACUACACAACAAACUGAUGAUUUGAAUAGAUUUUCAUUGAGACAAUUACUAAUUAAUUGUCCAAUAAGUCCGGAUGAUAUGAAUGUCAGUUUUAUAUUAUUUAGAAAUCAUACAAAUAAAGGCAUUAUUAGUAAAAAUUUUGCAUUUAAUUCACCGGUUGUUGAUAUUAUGAAAAGUAAUUUAUCAAUCAAUCAGAGGACAGUCAUUAUAACUCACGGAUGGUUUGAUUAUUAUGGAAAUAGACAGUGGAUGGAUGAUAUGCGUGAUUAUUUUCUUGGUUACAAUUUUAAUGUAAUAAUAUAUGAUUGGAAAAUACCGGCAUCCGAUGAUAAUUACUUUAACUCGGCAUUCAAUACUCAAAUAGUUGGCUCAAUGUUGGCAUACUUUAUACGGACAUUAAAUACAAUGGGAGUCAAUCUACAAAACAUUCAUCUAAUUGGUCACAGUCUUGGGGCACAUGUUUGUGGAUUUGCCGGCAAAAACUUUACCGAUCCUAAAAUCGGACAAAUUUCCGGUUUAGAUCCCGCAGGGUUUGGAUUUUGGUCAACAAAUAAACGUUUGCUGCCAUCCGAUGCUAAGCUAGUUGUGGUUACACAUACAAGUGGUGGUCUGACUAAAUGGGAUGGAUCAUAUGAUGAUUUAAUACAAAUGAGUGGUUAUUUAGGACAAUCGGAUUCAUUGGGUCAUUACGAUUUUAGACCAAAUGGAGGUACGGGACAACCAGGUUGUAUAUCAAGCAUUUCAUCCUUUAUAGCUAAUAUGAACAAAAAAAGUGAUGCUAAAGUUGGAGAUUGCAAUCAUCAAAGAGUUCAUCAGUUGCUUAUAGCCAACAGAAAAUUAAGAUCAACUAAUAGUUGCAAAAUGAUUGGUUAUCACUGCGAUAGUUAUAAUGAGUUUCUUAAAGGCAAUUGUGCCGAUUGUGGUAGUGAUGGACAGAGAUGUAAACCAGUAGAGUUUGACAUCAAUUACUGGAAAAAUCCGAUAAAUGAUAAAAACUUGACAUUAGUUAACAAUAAUUAUUAUUUUCUCACAACAGAUACUGAUCCUUACUGUCUGUUUCACUACCAAAUUGUUAUUUAUAUUAACAAAAAGUUUAGUUACGGUUAUCUUAAUCUGACAUUAAUAUUAAAUCCAAACAAUACGGUUGAAUUUACAAUACAUUCAUCUCAAUUGAAAAUCAAUCAGUCGUACAAUCAUUUGUAUACCAGUGCUAAACAUUUGGGUGUAAUUACAAGUGCAGAGAUGACUAUAAAAAAAUUUGGUAUUAUUAAUACCACUAAUGAUGUAUUAGCUCGUUAUAAUUUAUCGUCAAUUACCCAAAUAAAUGUUACACAAAUUGAUAUCAAAUUUAUGAGUUCUAUGGAUAAAAAGGAAAGGCAAAAAUAUUCAGCACAACUAAAUUAUUUAACUGGCAAUACUAAUACAACAAAAUUUGCGAUCAAUAAUAGUGAUAAACAGUGA